CACGUAACUCGAUGAUAAUAAAUUACAGUUCCCAAACAUAGAUUUGGAUCCUAGUGAACACAUUCUGUUUUUUCUUCUUUCAUUUCCUCUGUUCUCUGUUUCCAUGGCGAUUCGCAAUCUUCUCAACGGACAAUUUCUCAACCGGAGCUCCGUCACCGGAGCUAGAUUCAUGUCUUCAUGGUUCAGGAACAUCGAACCAGCUCCUAAGGAUCCAAUCCUCGGAGUUACCGAAGCUUUUCUUGCGGAUCAGAGUCCAAACAAAGUUAAUGUUGGAGUUGGUGCAUAUCGGGAUGACAAUGGAAAGCCUGUGGUUUUGGAAUGUGUUAGAGAAGCAGAGAGAAGGAUCGCAGGAAACCAAUUCAUGGAGUAUCUUCCUAUGGGUGGAAGCAUACAUAUGGUUCAAGAAUCACUGAAGCUGGCGUAUGGAGACGAUUCCGAGUUCAUCAAGGAUAAAAGAAUAGCUGCAGUUCAGGCUUUAUCUGGGACUGGUGCAUGUCGACUUUUCGCCGUAUUUCAACAGCGAUUUCAUCCCAACACCCAAAUCUAUAUACCAGUUCCCACCUGGUCCAAUCACCAUAACAUUUGGAGAGAUGCUGGCGUGCCUAUAAAGACAUACCGUUACUAUCACCCUGAGUCUAAAGGGUUGGAUUUUUCUGGACUGAUGGAUGACAUUAAGAAUGCUCCAGAUGGUUCUUUCUUUCUGCUUCAUGCUUGUGCUCACAAUCCUACUGGAGUAGAUCCUUCAGAAGAACAAUGGAGAGAGAUCUCUUCCCAAUUCAAGGCUAAAGGUCAUUUCCCUUUGUUUGACAUGGCAUACCAAGGUUUUGCUAGUGGAAAUCCAGAGAGAGAUGUAAAAGCCAUCAGGAUUUUUGUUGAUGAUGGUCAUUUAUUAGGACUUGCUCAAUCAUAUGCAAAAAAUAUGGGACUGUAUGGCCAGAGAGUUGGAUGCCUUAGCUUGCUUUGCGAAGAUCAGAAACAAGCCGUGGCUGUUAAAAGUCAAUUGCAAUUGAUUUCCAGACCCAUGUACAGUAAUCCACCUCUUCAUGGAGCACUUGUCGUUUCAACUGUCCUCAGUGAUCCAGAUUUGAAGAAGUUGUGGCUUAAAGAAGUUAAGGUUAUGGCAGACCGCAUCAUUGGAAUGAGAACUACACUACGAGAGAAUUUGGAAAAUCUGGGGUCUCCGUUGCCAUGGAAUCACAUAACCAAUCAGAUUGGCAUGUUCUGCUACAGUGGGAUGACACCAGAACAGGUUGAUCGUUUGACAAGCGAGUUUCAUAUUUACAUGACUCGUAAUGGUCGUAUAAGUAUGGCUGGUCUUAAUACGGGCAACGUUGGAUAUGUGGCUAAUGCUAUCAACGAGGUUACAAAAUCAGCCUAAAUUAUUCAUUUAUGCAACAUUCCAAAUUUUUGUCCUUUGGAACGACAAAUACCUCAGAAGUAGAAUUAUUGGAGGGAGCAGAAUAAAAGUUGGGCACUAGUGACAAUCUUAUGCCUUUUCACCUUGUUUCAUUUGCGAUUCGACAUAUUGAAUAAUUUGAAAAGUAGAUUGAAUAAGAGGUUUCAUUGAUGAUUAUUCUUACAGUUUUACUAUACUGUGAUAAGGAUUGUUCUUGGCUGUUAAUCUUUACGAUUUUGUUUUUGCUAGAAUGGAUAUAUAAAAGCUUAGAUUGUUUGAGACUCCUUAUAAGUUGAUUGAGACUAAUGACUAAUGAGUGCGACUAAUUUGAUGCCA
Messenger RNA from Medicago truncatula (barrel medic), 1732 nucleotides. RefSeq names its product aspartate aminotransferase, mitochondrial. The record is from RefSeq and is a predicted model, not a curated record. Gene Ontology annotation, biological process: biosynthetic process; amino acid metabolic process. Bases 104 to 1378 code for a protein of 424 amino acids. Gene Ontology annotation, molecular function: L-aspartate:2-oxoglutarate transaminase activity; pyridoxal phosphate binding. Gene Ontology annotation, cellular component: mitochondrion. The transcript has 10 exons. NCBI's taxonomy places the organism in Eukaryota, Viridiplantae, Streptophyta, Magnoliopsida, Fabales, Fabaceae.